UGAUAAGUAUGGGAUCAAAAGUUUGAAUUUGUAAGGAUUAUUUGGAGUCCAGGAAGGAGCUCAAAAGAUUACCCUCUCAGGAAGAAGCCAAGAAGGCUGAAGAUAAUAAUUUUGCCCUUAAUGGUCAUGAUCAGGUCGACUGCUCGUAUAGCUUAGGUGGCAAAUUUAACCAGAAAAUGAGCUUCAGAUCUGGAAGACAAACCAGCUGCAGUCUCACUGACACUGAAGGCGACUGAAAGUUUGAGAUCUUUGAAGAGUAUAAAAAUGAGCCAAAAUUAUGGAAAGAUAAUGAUCUUUUUAUUAACAAGGAUGCGCAGAAUUUGUUCUCCAUUUAUGUAAAUAAGCAGCCUAUUGGAAAACACUACAAGAUCGGCAAAGUGCUCGGGAGUGGAAAUUAUGCUAUAGUGAAGCAAGCUUGCAGUCAUGCUAAUCCUUCAUUUAAGGUAGCUGUGAAGAUUUACAAGCUGGAUGGGUCAAUUAAUGAACAACUCAGUAUUUUUAGAGAGCUCUCAGCUUAUCAGAGUUUUGAUCACCCCAAUCUCGUUAAGGUUCAUGAAGUUUUCUUAGAUACCAAAAAGUUGUAUAUCGUAUGAGAUCUUGUUAAGGGCAAACGUCUGUACGACUACAUUCUUGAUAGCAAGAAAAUCCCUGAAGACAAAUCUAAGGUCAUUGCCAGACAAUUGCUAAGAGUCGUCCAAUAUUGCCACUUUAAGAAUAUUAUGCACAGAGACCUGAAGCCAGAGAACAUAAUCAUUGAUCCGGAGACGUUACAGGUCAAAGUAAUAGAUUUUGGAUCAUCGAGCUACUUCUCAAGCUACCAGAACCUCAAAACCUCUCUUGGGACACCCUAUUACAUAGCUCCGGAGGUACUAAAGGGUAAAUAUGGCAAGUCUGCAGAUACCUGGAGUAUUGGAAUCGUCACGUACCUCAUGCUCACAGGAUGUCCUCCAUUCCAAGAUGAGGAUUUCCAAGCCAUCUACCAGAAGAUUCUAAAAGAGCCUCUACAAUUUUAUAGAGAUCAAUGGAUCUAUCUCAGCCAGAACUCAAUGAAAUUUGUCAGUCAGCUAUUAGUCAAAGAUCCUGCGGAGAGAGUGUCAAUUGAGGAUGCUUUGAAGCAUCCUUGGUUUGAAGAUAUUUUAGGACAGGACAUCUCCUUUACUUGUAAUACUAUCCAAAAGUUAUUGAACAAACCUCAGCAUAAUAUCCUCAGAAAGGAGAUCUUAAACCUUGUUGGCUCUCAGAUCAACUCUAGAGCACUGGCCAAGUGGAACAAGCUUUAUGCAGCCAUCUACUCCAAGAAGGUGGGUAUGGCAAGUCUGAAGAGACUUGAGAAACUCUAUAAGAAGCUCUAUGAGCGCUUUCCGGAAGCUUAUACUAUUUCUGCUGAGAUUCUAUGACAAUUUAGGGUCAAGUCUGAGAAAUAUAUCUGAUAUAGAGAUUUCUUAUCGACUCUGGUUGACUUCCAGAACGAUAUCCCUUAUUUCAGCAUGGAGACUGCCCUAGCCCAUAUGGGCGUGGGGUCUGGAGAAGAAAUCUCUAAUGCAAAACUUGAAGCCUAUCUUACCAGGAGAGGAUUUCAGGAUCCGGAUGAAUCAGCAAAGAUUCUUUAUGAGCAGAUCAUGAAUGAGCUUAAUGACCAAGGUAGUGAAAGUUUGGUCAAAUCACACAUGUUGUGUCAAGACAGUUUUUCGGAAGAGAGUGGCACUUUUAGAAGAAUAUAGUCAGUAAGAGCUCGGGGCUGUCAGAUCUCAUCGAUCAAAUAAUUUUUAAUACAAUUUUGCAAUGAUUCUAAAAUUUUCUGAGGAAUUCGCAACGAUGGAGCCCAUUAGUGUCUUUCCCCAUCAUUAAAUUGGGAUAAAAAUUAGUUGAAUUAGUUAUAGUUUAUGGCUCUAAGAGCUUCAUCUAUUCCUAUUCUUAUGGGACCCUAUUUGUCAAGAGCAUGCCACCUCCCAUUUUAUUCCACUUGCUUGAUGGAGCAUGCUUCACUAUGUAUGAACCUCCUAGUCAGUGCCAUUUUCUGGGUAAGGAUAAAGUUUUAAGGAUGAUGUAAUUAUUUACCAAUUCAAUUAUCUUAACACAUCUU
Moneuplotes crassus is the source of this 2083-nucleotide messenger RNA. The record is from the annotation of a GenBank genome assembly. NCBI's taxonomy places the organism in Eukaryota, Ciliophora, Spirotrichea, Euplotida, Euplotidae.